CUAGUAUUGACCACAACAUCGUGAUCUUUCUAGUUGGCAUUACUGUAUAAAUAUUUAUCGGAAUCACGUAUGGAGCCAAGCGUUGGCAGCUGGAUGUGAAAACAAUGCCAUGACAUAAUCCAGGGACUUGGCUCCGCAAAUAAAACACCGCGCCAACCUUGGGGGUGACCUAGACCCCGCUUGCCUUGUAUCCGUCCUAACGUUUGGCUACUGGCUACGUACCUACGAGAUAUUAUUUCGUGCUGACAUAUUCUACAACUCUCUUCACACAUCUGCGUUUUGCUAGCUACCGUUACUUGCUUCAUGGCUCGAGUUGUUGCAUCUUAUCACUGCGUUACCGUCACACAGCACAUGUCGUUCAGCUAAUACUCUUCGAACAUGGCACCUACACCACCAGGGCCCAGCAGCCCAGAUCCGGCAACUCCACGACCUGAUCAGUCUCCUUCGCCCUCAAUUAGAACCCAAACCCCAAAUCUUCAUGCGCCAGCGCGUCCAAGCCAACUGCGUGAAGCGCAUACGCUCUCUUCGUCGCCAGACCAGGGAGUGAGUAAGCCGGGCGAUGGCAUUGGCGGUGUUGACGGCAACAGCGAUAACAACAGCAACGACCAAUCCCCUCCUAGUACCACCACCCCUACCGCUGGACAGACCGGCCCGCAGACAAAAGACAAAGAUACCGCCUCCAGUUCCCCAGAAGUUCAAAGCCAAUCUAGCCCGUCGCACUCCAGAGAGCCGAGAAACUGGCUCGGUCGCCCUCCAAAGCUGGCUCGAGAUGUUUCACGAGAGUCCACACCAUUGCUACAGAGACCACUAGAGAUUUCAUCAGAACGGGCACAUGAAGGGCCUUGCGACCAUGGGACUUUUAGCCCUAAUAUGAUAAGCAGACCAGCAAGCAUUAAAAGCCAAGAGACAACAGACUCCGCUAGAGACAGAGGCUUCUUUCGUAGUGUUGCAGCGGGAAUUGCACCGUCGAAUAAUGCAAAGAGGAAUACAACUGCAAGGCUAGCAGAAGAGCAUGGGUUAACACUGAACAAAACUAUGUACGUGACAUAUUAUGUCCCAUUUUUUGCUUGGAUACAGCAAUAUAAGUGGGCGUACGUGCGCGGAGAUCUUAUCGCUGCAAUCACUGUGGCAUCGUUUUACAUCCCGAUGGCACUCUCGUUAGCCGCUAACUUGGCCCAUGUGCCCCCGAUCAAUGGCCUCUACUCCUUCGUCUUCACCCCUCUGAUAUACGCAUUCCUCGGCAGCUGCCCGCAAAUGGUAGUAGGGCCCGAGGCCGCUGGUUCGCUCCUCGUUGGCUCCAUUGUGAGCUCUACCACGGACGUCGGGCAUGAAGAUGGCGUGGCGCAGGCGCAGGUGGCUGGCUUGGUGACGGGUCUGGCUGGUGCAAUAAUUUUUAUCGCUGGCAUGACUAGACUGGGCUUUUUGGAGAAUGUGCUUAGUCGCCCUUUCAUGCGCGGCUUCAUCUCAUCAGUUGGCUUCAUUAUCUUGAUUGACCAAUUGGUUGAGGAGAUGGGCCUUGGGAGGAUUGCGAAGGAAGCUGGAGUGACGCAUGGAAGCAGUGUCGAGAAGCUGGGAUUCCUGUUUUCGCAUUUUAACGACGCACAUAAGCUAACAUGUGCUGUUGCGGGUGGGAGCUUUCUUAUCAUCAUGAUAUGCAGGGAAAUCAAGAGACGACUUCAACCUCGGUACCCUAAUGUCGCAUAUAUCCCGGACCGCUUCCUUGUCGUGGUUCUCUCUGCCGUCCUCUGUUAUCAAUUUGGCUGGGACCAACGCGGCCUCAAAGUUCUUGGCGACAUUAAGUCUGCAGCUGGCGGGAACUCUUUCCCAUUCCGCUGGCCUUUCCGGACCUCGAAUAUGAAACACAUUCGUGAUUCUUUUGGGACGACCUUUGUGAUCGCUCUUCUCGGGUUCUUUGAAUCUACAGUGGCGGCGAAGGCACUCGGCGGUGGAGAGAGUAAGAAAGGCGAUGGAAUUCAAGGCAUCCAAUUGAGCGCGAACCGCGAGCUUAUCGCGUUGGGAUUUGCAAACCUGGUUAGCGGCUGCUUCAUGUCCCUGCCAGGCUUUGGAGGCUACGGGCGAAGUAAAGUCAAUGCGUCAACUGGGGGGAAGACUCCGAUGAGCAGCAUCUUUCUAAGCCUCAUCACUAUUAUCUGCAUUCUGUUUCUUUUGCCAUACUUCUACUAUCUACCUAGAGCGGUCUUGUCUUCUAUGAUUACUGUCGUCGCCUGGAGUCUUAUAGAAGAAGCCCCUAGCGACAUAAGAUUCUUCUGGCGUAUCCGAGCGCUUCCGGAGCUUGCUCUCAUGGCCAUCAUUUUCUUGUCGACAAUCUUCUACUCCCUUACCUUCGGUAUUGCAAUUGGAGUUGGUCUCUCGCUCUUGUCCGUAAUCCGCCACUCGACCCGCCCUCGCAUUCAGAUUCUGGGCAGACGACCGCACACCAACCACUUUGAAAAUGCAGAAUCCCACCCAGAUGAUUUGGAAUUUAUCGAAGGGUGCCUGAUUGUAAAGAUCCCAGAGCCUCUUACGUUUGCCAAUACUGGCGAUUUGAAGAAUCGCCUUAGGCGACUGGAAUUCUAUGGGACUACAGCUGCACAUCCUGCCCUCCCACGCGUUCGCCAGGAGUACCAUAACAAGAACAUUAUCUUCGACAUCCACGGCGUGACGGGCUUGGAUGGGAGUGGAGCACAGGUUCUAGUGGAGAUAGUGGAAGGCUACAGGCAGCGAGGCGUGCGAGUGUGGUUUUCAAGAGGACCUACGGAGGGAGAGGUGUGGGAAUUACUGGUGAGGAGUCGUAUCGUCGAGAUGAUAGGCGGUGAAACUCACUAUGUCAAUGAUGUCGGAGACGCCCUGAGACUGACGGAGACCGUCGAAGGCUCCUCGUCGGGUGACGAGCAUGAGUCGAGAAUCGAGGGCUCUGGUUAGUUGCUUGGCUGGUGGGGUCGAUUGGAGUUUUGAGUUUGGGGUUUGAUUCUAGUUUUGGGUUUGAGUAAUGUUCUCCAUGUUGAAUAGCGUUGAUACCAUUAUAUUAGACAAACGGCAAGUAAAUGAGGAAUAGAAGGUAGUUGUAGAUACAAAUGGCG
Pseudogymnoascus verrucosus is the source of this 3080-nucleotide messenger RNA. RefSeq lists its product as uncharacterized. Gene Ontology annotation, biological process: transmembrane transport. Gene Ontology annotation, cellular component: membrane. The transcript is spliced from 4 exons. Bases 379 to 2922 code for a protein of 847 amino acids. NCBI's taxonomy places the organism in Eukaryota, Fungi, Ascomycota, Leotiomycetes, Thelebolales, Thelebolaceae. Gene Ontology annotation, molecular function: sulfate transmembrane transporter activity. The record is from RefSeq and is a predicted model, not a curated record.